Molecule: messenger RNA, 999 nt
Organism: Tetrahymena thermophila SB210
Lineage: Eukaryota; Ciliophora; Oligohymenophorea; Hymenostomatida; Tetrahymenidae
Product: papain family cysteine protease
Exons: 1
Cellular component (GO): lysosome
Molecular function (GO): cysteine-type endopeptidase activity
Source: RefSeq, a predicted model, not a curated record
AUGCAAAAGCUAAUUGUAUUUGUCGCAGCUGCUUUUAUCAUAGCAUCUACUGCUGUUUUGAUAAUUGAAUCAUAAUCAUCUGUUGAAGAAGUUAUUAUCAACAGUGACAUUAUAGCUGCUCAAAAAUGGUAAGAGUUCCUUAAAAAACACUCAAUCACCUACAAGACUAUUGAAGAAAAGCUUCACAGAUUUGCCGUCUUCAGAGAUAACCUUAAAAAAAUUGAAGGACACUCAAACUAUGGCAUAACUAAAUUCAUGGACUUAACCAGUGAAGAAUUUUAAUAGAGAUAUCUCAGAUUAAAGACAAACACUAUUAAAAGAUAAAACUUUAAAUCAAAUCCCAAAAAUGCUUAGUUAAAUAUGAAAUUAGGUGAUGAUAUCAUCAUUGACUGGACUAAAAAAGGUGCUGUUACUCCUGUUAAAGAUUAAGAAUAAUGCGGUUCUUGCUGGGCAUUCUCUGCUACAGGUGCAUUAGAAUCUGCUACUUUCAUUUCUACAGGAACUCUUCCUUCUCUCUCUGAACAAGAACUAGUAGACUGCUCUACCUCUUAUGGAAAUGAGGGUUGCGAUGGUGGUGAUAUGGAUGCCGCUUUUAAGUUCAUUCACGAUAAUAACAUUGCAACUGAAAAAGAAUAUACUUACAGAGGUUUUGACCAAAAAUGUAAAGGAACUUAGUAUCCUACAACUUAUGGACUUUCAUCCUUUGUAGAUGUAUAAUCAUGUGAUGAAUUAGUUGCUGCUAUUUAACAAUAGCCUGUUUCUGUUGCAGUUGAUGCUACUAACUGGCAAUAUUAUGAAUUUGGCACAUUCAACGACUGCUUUGAUAAUCUAAACCAUGGCGUAUUGCUUGUUGGUUAUAAUUCUAAAACCCACCAAUGGAAAGUUAAGAAUUCUUGGGGUACUUCUUGGGGUGAAGAUGGUUACAUUAGACUGGGCGCCUCUACAAAAUACCUAAAUACCUGCGGUAUCUGCGAAUAAGCUUCAUACCCUAUUGUUUGA